GUAACAACACAGUGUCCGGUGAUGUCACGUCAAGUGCGUUCACGCGGUGCUGGGUUGCUCCAAAUUUUUCGAGUAGGGAAUAGACACGAAUUUCGUCGAUUGUAUACGAAACUAGAAGCGACCGAUGAGUGGUGAAGAUACGUACAAUUGUAAGCAGUCACGGUCCUGUAAGGAGCUAAAUGGACCAAUCAAAGACUAGUCACGUGAUCAAAUACAGCGCCAUCACAGCUACGUGUUGCUUUACUUCAUAUGUAUAGUAUGUAUAUACAACUAUCAAGCUUAAAUGAAAUGAUGUACGUACGCGUAGUCAAUACAGACAAACGCUUAAAAUACAAAACAAGCCAAGGUAACGGACUUAACAAUAAGUGAUAGAGAGAGAGCGAGAGUGACACUAAAAGAUCUGUCCUGUACACUGAAAUAAAAGUGUACAUAAAAGGUGACGUAAAUCUAAUAAUCGGUGAAAUAAACUAUUUAAUAUUUUUGCAAUAUUUAUAAAAAGUGACACUUAAAACGGUAAUCAAACACACAUACUGGAUAUGCCGCUACUAUUCAAACAAAGUACGAUUUUCUAAGCAAGCAUCUUUGCCAAUAAGGAUUGUACACUGUACGGUAUUGUUAAGUGUAAAAUAUGUGUAAACCUUUAUUGAUGAGAAUACACUGAUCAAAUUAUUUAAAAUUUAAACAAUGAAGCAAGCAAAAUAUAGGGUAGAAGCUUUCAUUAUACCUACAUGCGUAAGUAACAAUACAAAUUCUGUUUUAAAUGAUAGACGCGAUGAAAGAUUACAAUUAAACAGUGUUAAUAACGUGACCGUUGGUAUUAAAGAAAGUGAAGCAAUUUGUUUCGCAAAUGACACAAAUAAUUCACUCACCAUAGAAGAGGAGAGUAUUCAAAAUGCAAAGAACUCUAUAACUCUUGAAAGACUUACAGAAGAAAAUAAAAAUAUAUAUAGCAAUUUUUAUUUUUCAUCUCCGAAUAACAAAACAAAAUAUGAAACAUCGUAUAAUACAAAUGUCUUGUCGAAAAUAUUUGAUAAAGUGGAGAGAUUAACGCCAAUCGACGAACGAACCGAGGACGCGGAAGAAAAUAUUACCGAACUGUGUUAUCACGGAUGCAAGAAUGGUUGUUCUGCUAUUGUUUCAACUCCUCAGGAAAUCAGCGAAAAGAUAUUUGAAGAAAAUUGGCUACAAAAGCUGGAGAAUAUAAAACAGAAAGAAGCAGAAUUGAGAAAUAGAGAAAUAAUUUUACUGAGUCGUGAAAAAGCAUUGACUAAAAAAGAAGAAGAGAUCAGAAUAUUAGAAUGUCAAUUAAAUGAUAAAUUAAAACAAUUAGACUUGGAUCAUAAGAAAAAUCGGCAUAUACGUGAUCUAUUGAAGAUAUCUGCUAUCAAUCAAAAUAGUCAAGAAUUACAUGUUGAUUUUGAUUCCAAAGUUUUGCCGCAAAAAAUCCAUAAAAGUGAUACUAAGAUGAACAUUGCACAUGUUGAUAACUUGAACUCAUACAUACAAAAUAGUCAAACACAGGAUAUUGUCCACAACCUGCAGGAACAUUCUAAUAAAGAUUUAAGUAAUAACAAGGAAAGCGUAUGUAAGGAUUUACAAGAGAAAAGAAGCAGUGGGAGUUCAUCUUCUUCUUCUUCCGACCAUAGUGUAUCAGAAGCAAGAUCUAAGCAGAGGUCUACCAUCAAAAGCUCCACAACUUCCAAAUCUUAUGGUUCUAGAACUAUCUCUAGUAAUUUCCAUAAAAGUAAGAGACCUUCAAAAAUAUCUUACGAAGAUUUAGAUACCACAUUGUCUGCAGAUAUAGGAGAUUCAUCUUUCAUCCAAACUUCACAGAAAUUUAAUCCUGAAUUAUAUAGAAAACCAUUUGCAUUUACAAGGUCAGUCAGCGAACGUCGUGGAAGAUAUACAAGUAAAGAGAGUAGCAUCAAUGUUCAAGUUAAGAACUUGGGUAAUAUUUGGGAAGAGUUUGAGAUACCUGUUGGAAUGGAACAGGCUAAAGUAUUACAAAGAGUAACAAAAAAUAUAUCUGUUUCACAAGAUAAAAGUACAAAAUUCCAAAACUAUGGUCUUAUAGAUUAUAAUAUUAGUGCAUCGACUACAGAACAUAAAAUUGAAAAUGAAAGAAAAUAUUCAUAUUUGAAUUUAGAAACAGGAAAUAAAUUAUGCUCGCAUCAAAAACUAAUAAAAAAUUCAAAGGGAAGACCCAUAUCUUGGAAUGAAGAUACUAAUGAGUGCUCACAGAAGAAACAAAAGGUUUAUACAACAACAAAAAGAGUAUUAACAAAAGAUAUCGAAGACAAAGAAAACUGUAAAUGUAAUACCAAAAGCGAUAAGACUGAUAAGGUUUUGAGAAAGAAUGACAUUAAAAAUAGAAUUCUUACUAUAUUUCGUUGAUGUAUUACUAAUAUGGAAAAACAUAGCAACUGUAUGCAAUUGUAGAAAAAUGUGUAUAUUAAAAUAUUUUCUUACAUUCUUAUAGAAAUAAAAUUAUAUUUCAUUUAUUGUCUAAAA
Megalopta genalis is the source of this 2511-nucleotide messenger RNA. RefSeq lists its product as uncharacterized. Lineage: Eukaryota; Metazoa; Arthropoda; Insecta; Hymenoptera; Halictidae. The record is from RefSeq and is a predicted model, not a curated record.